Messenger RNA from Orbilia oligospora ATCC 24927, 1245 nucleotides. RefSeq lists its product as uncharacterized. The record is from RefSeq and is a predicted model, not a curated record. The transcript is spliced from 4 exons. The coding region runs from base 1 to 1245 and encodes 414 amino acids. Lineage: Eukaryota; Fungi; Ascomycota; Orbiliomycetes; Orbiliales; Orbiliaceae.
AUGUCUACAAGUACUGCGGCUCACAUUGUUAACCUCCCGACGGAAAUCUUUUUCAAGAUCCUUAGAGAAUUAGACAACAGUGGCGAGCAGCAGGGUCUGGAGCCGGGUUAUAGUUACCCCAAGGCCACGGCCUUGGGACGUCCCGACACCCCGGCGGAUCCGAACAGAAAGCCUGCCCGUAGAUUUGAUGCCAUUUCGAGAUGCUGCAAGAAGUUGAGGGUUCUUAGUUCCCCGUUUCUUUUCCGAUAUCUAAGGGUCAACGUAUCCGAUGAACAGAUUGCGAUUAUCCUGUUCCGGACUUAUAUAAACUCUAACUGGAUUUUCCAAUAUACCAAAAGGCUGCACUUCGUCGUGGAUAUUCGGGCAAUUAUUAUGGCGAAGUUGCCGACGUCUGUAAUGGUACCGAACUUGAAUGUCCUCAUAAAUUUGAUUGCAACGUUCUUCCAAUACACAGGGAGAGUUGAAGAACUGCACUUCAUAGUAAAAUCGGAGAUUGUUAGCAAUGGUAUACGCCGAAUCUUCAGGUGGCGCCGACAGCAAAUCGAAAACUCGCUCUGUAACGUGAGAUCUCUGAAAUUUAGCGCUGGGAGCGAGUGGGUUAUCCGCUUUUGUGGCGGCUAUUCCGGUUUACAGGAGCUCGAGAACUCGCCCGGAUUAUCUGGUCGGGUGUACGUUCCGUAUUCCAUCGAUUUUGCAGGGGAAUCUUCGCAAUUUUUUGUGCCGCCGGGGAAUUCGUCACACCCGCAUUAUUAUAAGUCGGUUUUGAGCCAUGUUGGAGAGUACAAGGCUGCCAUUAUUAUGGAGGGGAUCUUUGCUUUGCGCAGGGGCCCGGAAACCUUGACGAAAGUGACCAUAUACGGAAAGUUCACUACAAGUGGGCUAGAUGUUUUUAUCAAGUUUAUACCCUUUGUUUCGUACCUGACGAUCAUUGGAGGGGCAAUUCAGCCGAACCACGCUCAUAUCCUAAGCCAGCUUCCAAACCUCACGCUUUUGAAUUUUGAAGGUGGACUAGGAUGCCCUCGUGAAACCUUUGAAAGUUGUCCUGAGGAUAUUACCACUCUUUGGCAUUUUGGUAGGUGUAUUAGAACCUUACAACAAAUGUGGAUUGAGGGCAGAUUCGUUGGCGAAAUUGUUCGAGAUACUCGAGGUGAUGUUUUCCCUAACCAUAUGAUAUGGAGAGAUACUUUGGUGAGGUGUGAUAUCCUGAACUCGGGUUCUGGGGAUGUAGAGAUGGGCGGAGGCUAG